Molecule: messenger RNA, 1095 nt
Organism: Prunus mume (Japanese apricot)
Lineage: Eukaryota; Viridiplantae; Streptophyta; Magnoliopsida; Rosales; Rosaceae
Product: CASP-like protein 1F2
Source: RefSeq, a predicted model, not a curated record
UCAAGGGUUCGAGUACGAGACAAGGGUUUUCCUUUGCCUCUUUAUUCUCCUUUAUUGGACAGAAGAAGAGAAAGACUGCAUUUAUGAAGGGUCGUCCUUUUCCGUCCUCGUUAGGUAAAACUCACUUAUUACCUCUCUAAAACCCUCCCCAGAUCACAACUAGAUCUUCUCCUCUUUGGGUUUUUGACAAGUGCCCAUCGUCCCCAUUUUCUCUGUUUUCUAUUCAAUUCCUUGGAAAAAGAACACAACCCAGCAUCAAAUUCAAAUGGCGUCAGAGGCUUUUAAAGAGAAAACUUCCUCUGUGCUCCCCCAAAUGACAUCUUCUUCAGGCCUUCCGAUGUCAAGUCCAAGGCAGCAGAGUAAGAGUUUGUUGGUGGCUCAAGCCACUCUAAGAAUCUCAGCCAUCGUUUUCACAUUGAUCGCAAUAUCUGUUAUCGUCACUAACACCCAGUCUGUCAUCGUUUUUGGGUUCAAGUUCGAAGCACAUUAUACCUACUCAACUGCCUUCAGGUUCUUGGUUGGUGCUAAUGCUGUGGUGUGUGCCUUCUCUGCACUGUCAUUGAUCUUCUUAUCCUUGUUCUUAAGCCGUUCAGUGCCACAACAGCAGCGGCAGUUCAAAAACUAUUUCUUUCUCUUGGUGCAUGACGUGGUGAUGAUGGUGUUGAUAAUAUCUGGAUGUGCAGCUGCAACUGCAAUCGGUUACGUGGGGCGCUAUGGAGAGAAAAAAAUGACUUGGCAGCCUACAUGCGGCUAUGUCUCCAAGUACUGCGACAGAAUGUCCAUCUCUCUUGCCUUCUCCUAUUUGGCUUUCUUUGCCUACUUGCUUCUCACUUUCACCUCUGCCCUCACUCUCAUGUCUCGCCCUACUACUCAAUGAAUUUCAAUACAUCAUCAUCAUCAGAAAAACAAAACAAAAGAAAUAUCAGAUCAGUAAGAAAUUUCCCAUUUUGUUCUUAGCAUUUGGGAAAUAUGCAGACAGAGUGAUAUUGCUUGCUUGCUUGCACUAUUUUUUUUAUUUUUUUUUUGGCUAAUGAAAAAAAAACUACAAGUAUGGCCUCUGUAGAAGUUAUGGUUAAUGAAUGGUUGGAUUUUAUA